Molecule: messenger RNA, 2042 nt
Organism: Choloepus didactylus (southern two-toed sloth)
Lineage: Eukaryota; Metazoa; Chordata; Mammalia; Pilosa; Megalonychidae
Gene: LGMN
Product: legumain
Exons: 14
Coding region: 148-1467 (439 amino acids)
Biological process (GO): vacuolar protein processing
Molecular function (GO): cysteine-type endopeptidase activity
Source: RefSeq, a predicted model, not a curated record
AGGCCCUCAAAACUGGGAGCUAGGGGCCUCACCGCAAUCACUGCUGGGCGGACGUCGGGCGCCGGUCGUCUGAGGCUGCGCGCUGCGAGGGGUUCCCACGGUCCCGCCACCGCCACCACCGUCGUCUCCCGGCGCAGAUUUCUGCAGAUGAACCCAAGGCACAGAAUGAUUUGGAAAGUAGCCGUGUUGCUCAGCUCGGUCCUGGGGAUUGGUGCUUUUCCCCUGGAUGAUCCUGAGGAGGGAGGCAAACACUGGGUGGUGAUUGUCGCAGGUUCAAAUGGCUGGUACAAUUAUAGGCACCAGGCGGACGCGUGCCACGCCUACCAGAUCGUCAGCCGCAACGGGGUCCCCGAUGAGCAGAUCAUCGUGAUGAUGUACGAUGACAUCGCCAACUCUGAGGACAACCCCACUCCAGGCGUGGUGAUCAACAGGCUCAACGGCACAGAUGUGUAUCAGGGAGUCCCAAAGGACUACACCGAUGAGAACGUUACUCCACAAAAUUUCCUUGCUGUGUUGAGAGGUGAUGCCGAAGCAGUGAAGGGCAAAGGAUCUGGAAAAGUCUUGAAGAGUGGACCCCAGGACCAUGUGUUCAUUUACUUCACUGAUCACGGAGCCCCUGGACUGCUGGCUUUUCCCAAUGAUGAUCUUCAUGUAAAGGACCUGAAUGAAACCAUCCAUUACAUGUACAAGCACAAGAUGUACCAGAAGAUGGUGUUCUACAUCGAAGCCUGCGAGUCUGGGUCCAUGAUGAACCAUCUGCCCAAUGACAUCAAUGUUUAUGCAACUACUGCUGCCAACCCCAGCGAGUCAUCCUACGCCUGCUACUAUGAUGAGAAAAGGUCCACGUACCUGGGGGACUGGUACAGCGUCAACUGGAUGGAAGACUCGGAUGUGGAGGAUUUGACUAAAGAGACCCUGCACAAGCAGUACCGUCUGGUGAAGUCCCACACCAACACCAGCCAUGUCAUGCAGUAUGGAAACAAAUCAAUCGCUGCCAUGAAACUGAUGCAGUUUCAGGGCAUGAAGCACAAAGCCAGCUCUCCCAUCUCUCUGCCUCCAGUCAAACACCUUGACCUCACUCCCAGCCCGGAGGUGCCCCUUGCCAUCAUGAAAAGGAAACUGAUGGCCACCAAUGAUCUCCGGGAGUCCAGGAAACUUCUCGCAGAAAUCAACAGGCACCUGGAGGCUAGGCACGUCAUGGAGACGUCGGUGCGGAAGAUCGUGUCCUUGAUGGCAACCUCUGACGCCGAGGUGGAGCAGCUCCUCUCUGAGAGAGCCUCGCUCACGGAGCACGACUGCUACCAGGCGGCUGCGGCCCACUUCCGCACCCACUGCUUCAACUGGCACUCGUCCACGUACGAGUAUGCUUUGAGACACUUGUAUGUGCUCGUCAACCUGUGUGAAAAACCUUAUCCAAUUGACAGAAUAAAACUGGCCAUGGACGAGGUGUGCCUUGGAUACUACUGAAGAGCUGCCUCCUUGAUCUUUUCCAAGCACGAAGACCGUCACUUGGAACGUGGACUAACCAGAGGCUGCGGAGGUGGAGGGGAGGAAGCCCACCUGCUUCAGGCCCCCGGGGCCGCCAGGCCGCUCCUCGGCUGCUCCACAGGCCUAGCUCUCAGGACCUCACUCACCUUUCCUGCCUUCCAGGCCUUUUUCUCACGGGACCCUCACUCACUCUCACCGACGCCCCCAUCUUCUACAGAUCACAUGCGACUCUCUGAAAAAAAAAACCCCACAAAUUUGGGUGGGAAAAGCUCUAUUCGGAGAAAGAGUUUUUUUGCCCAUGCAUUUUAUGGAAAAAAAAAAGCUCACGUGGGUUUCAGUAGCCAGUGAAAGAGUCUUUGUUACAAAGAAUUGGAAGCAAGUUGUAGCUGAAGCCUCUGAAGUCUUCAGAAUUAUUUUAUUGAAGAGGAUCAUAAGCCCCCAAUGGAAAAUUACUUGUGGAUAAUAUUUUCUAUUCUUUGAUUGCUUUGGUAUUUUAUUUUGCAAUAAUGGACAAGUCUUAAAAAUAAAGAUUUAUAACUGAUGUCAAGUAUUAA